This is a messenger RNA of Colletotrichum navitas, 2746 nucleotides long. RefSeq lists its product as uncharacterized. Lineage: Eukaryota; Fungi; Ascomycota; Sordariomycetes; Glomerellales; Glomerellaceae. Bases 157 to 2466 code for a protein of 769 amino acids. The record is from RefSeq and is a predicted model, not a curated record. The transcript is spliced from 3 exons.
CUCGCCGUCGACACGCGUCCAAACCGAAGAACAACUGGACCCCGCAGCGACGGCAACCGGCACGACGGCGGCUCUAUCAAAUGGUUGUUUGAAACAUUCAAACGAAACCCUGGAAAAGAGAAGAAAAAAAUAGACACAAAAAAAGAAACGUGCCUAAUGCCUGCGCCCAUCAGCUCCCGAGCCAGGUCCCUGUCCCUCCUCUUUCAUCAUAACCAGGUGGACCCCGCAAUAACACCAGCAGCCAUGACGAAACCCAACCGCCACGAGCUCGACAACCUGCCAGUUCCUGCUGAGCAACCUAACACUGGCGCCGGCGCAGUCUCCUCUGCCACUGCUGCUGCUGCUGCUGCUCCUGCUGCGCAUGCUCAUGCGCCUGAACCCCAAAGGGCCCCUCUUCUUCAUUACCACGUCCCCUGCGCCGCCAACAUUAUUACCCCGCCGGCCAGUCCCCCCGUGCCGCUCGAAGAGGACGAUUCCCACUCCAACUUUUCCGCGACCGCUGUGACUGGCACAGCUGCAGCAACCCGCCCCCCCAGUGACGACACAUGCUCGCUGGCUCAGUCGCAAACCGGCACCGCGUACAGUUCGCGCAGGGAGUACAUGGACAGCCUGGUGCCGCCGUCGCACGACGUGUUUGAAAAGAUUGCUGAAGUCCAGCGCACUCGCGAAGAGGAAUUCAAGAAGAACAAGUCCAAACUGCGUUCCAUGCAGACCCAACACCUCCACGACCACUUCCACAGUCCCCGGCACUCCCAGGACGGCCAUAAAGACGGCGCUGAUCCAACGGAACUACCGCGGGUACCGCGUGCGGCGAGAGAUGCAGGGCCUGAGCCUGGACCCCUCGACGAGAUGGGCAUCGGCCAUCAACGAGCUGCAGUUCCGCGAGCUCAACCGCCCGCGCGCAAAGAGCUCCGCCAGCGCGGCAGGGCUGGCCGCCGGCAACGGCGACCAGCACAGCGUGCUCUCGAGGGACCCGGAGGGCGGCAUGAGCGGCCCGGCGACGGCGCGAGAGAACUGGAAGAAGGCGGCGACGAUCGCGCGGCGCGCGGGCCACGACGACCUCGAGUCCGACUCAGACUCGUCCGCGUCGUCGUCGGACGCCGAGGAGACGCCCGAGCACCGGGACGAGAAGAGGAGGCGCCGCGAGGAGGCCGUCGCGCGGCGGAAGAAGGACUCCAAGAUGAUGGGGUUGCAGUACUUCCUCGAGAUGGUCGACCUCAAGCACCGGUACGGCAGCAACCUGCGCGUGUACCACGAGGAGUGGAAGAAGACGGACACGAACGAGAACUUCUUCUACUGGCUGGACUACGGCGGCGGACGCAACGUCGAGAUGGAGGCGUGCCCGCGCGACCGCCUCGAGAGGGAGCAGGUGCGGUAUCUGUCGCGCGAGGAGAGACAGUACUACCUGGUACAGGUGGACGACGAGGGGCGGCUGUGCUGGGCCAAGAACGGCGCGCGCAUCGACACGACCGAGGCGUUCAAGGACAGCAUCCACGGCAUCGUGCCCGCCGACGACCCGACGCCCGCCUGGUCGCAGAACAAGCUGCCACCGCCUUCCGACUCGGGCAACAACGACAACGAUGGCGACGACGUCGACAGCCGGUCCGAGUCCUCGGUGGAGUCGGCGCUGGAGGCGGACCGCGCGGCCAAGUACGCGACGCCGGAGCUCGACGGCGCGACGGGGGUGCGCAAGGUGUCGCACAUCUCGGCAGCGACCGUCUUCAACAAGCUGCUGCGCAAGUCGGUCAAGAAGAACACGUGGAUCUUUGUGGCGGACACGAGCUUCCGGCUGUACGUGGGGAUCAAGGAUGGGCGGCUGUCGAGCCUGUCGCCGCUGAGCGGCCACUACCGCCCGCCGGCGUCCAACUUCCGCGCCUUCGUGCGGAACCUCAAGGACGCCGGCGUCGACACCUCGCACGUGAGCAUCUCCAAGUCGUACGCCGUGCUGGUCGGGCUCGAGGUGUACGUCAAGACGCGCCAGAAGGGCAAGCGGACGCUGGAGAGGGCGACGCGCAAGAAGGACAAGAUCGUGUCGCCCGAGGCGGCCCGCCGCCGCGAGGAGGCCGAGCGGGACAAGUCCGAGAGCGCGGCGCGGGAGCGCGAGGUGCUCGAGAGGGAGGCCGAGGAGCGCGAGGAGAACCGCGCGGCCGUCCGGCUCAUGCGGAAGCUGAACCUCGCGCCGCAGGUGCCGGCGGGGCAGAAGGGGUCCGAGGAGGGGCCGGCGUUGGAGCCGCUGGCGGAGGUGACGACGACGGCGCCGGCGGCCGCCGGCGGGGGACCCGGAGCUUAGACGAUCCCCGGGGUGUUGCCGACGAAUGUCUUAUUUUCCUCACUGGAUAUGCAAAACCGCCGGUCACGGCCGCGAUCGCGGUCGCGGUGAUGGAUUUGGAUGUUCGAGAAGGAUGUCUCGGAUGGAGGGUUUUUUUUUUCUUUUUUUUUUCUCUCGGGGUGUUGUCGAACCGUUGACCUUGGGUGGCGUGCGAUUUUUUUUUUGCUGCGAGAGUUUGUUAUACCCCCUUCUUCCUUUCCACAUCCCCCCCUUUUGGACAUUUCUUUUUAACACUGUAGUGUACUCGCUGGGCUGGCUGGCUGGCUUUUAUUACAUUUUGUCAUGUGUUAAAGCAGAAGCCUUUGUCCCGAGCCUGUAGAAACGGGGGGAAACCGUAAAUUGCAAUGUCUGACGAAAUGCUUAAGAGAAAAACGGCGGCGAUGUUGAAUCAAAACCCCCGCCCUCCAAGUCUCGUGU